AAGAGAGCAGAGACAGCUGCAAAGACGGAGCUUUAGGUUUUACUCUAUUCUGCUAAUUCAAAUCACAGCCUGAGAAGAUGGAGAAUGGCACAGAAGGCAAGAACUUCUACAUCCCCAUGAACAACAGGACGGGGCUGGUGAGGAGUCCUUUUGAGUAUCCACAGUACUAUUUGGCAGAUCCAUGGCAAUUCAAAUUAUUAGCUGCGUACAUGUUCUUCCUGAUCAUCACCGGCUUCCCAAUCAACGGUCUGACACUGGUGGUCACAGCUCAGAACAAGAAGCUCCGGCAACCUCUCAACUAUAUUCUGGUGAACUUGGCGGUAGCAGGAUUGAUCAUGGUCAUCUUUGGAUUCACGGCCACCAUUUACUCUUCUAUGGUGGGCUAUUUUGCUAUGGGACCCUUAGGCUGUGAUAUGGAAGGUUUCUUUGCUACGGUUGGAGGUCAAGUAUCACUAUGGUCUCUUGUGGUCUUAGCUAUUGAGAGAUACAUAGUGGUCUGUAAACCAAUGGGUAGUUUUAAAUUUACUGCCACCCAUUCUGCAAUUGGCUGUGGAUUUACCUGGGUGAUGGCUCUCUCCUGUGCGGGUCCUCCUUUGGUGGGCUGGUCAAGAUAUAUUCCUGAGGGUCUUCAGGUAUCCUGUGGACCUGACUAUUACACCUUGGCCCCAGGUUUCAACAACGAAUCCUACGUGAUGUACUUGUUCUCCUGCCACUUCUGUCUCCCUGUCUUCACAAUCUUCUUCACAUAUGGGAGUCUUGUGAUGACAGUCAAAGCUGCCGCAGCCCAGCAGCAGGACUCAGCUUCCACUCAGAAAGCUGAGAGGGAAGUGACGCGUAUGUGCGUCCUGAUGGUUGUCGGCUUCCUUCUUGCCUGGGUCCCCUACGCUUCCUUUGCUGCGUGGAUUUUCUUUAACAGAGGAGCUGCCUUCUCAGCUACAGCCAUGGCCAUUCCUGCCUUUUUCUCCAAGAGCUCAGCAUUAUUUAACCCAAUUAUCUACAUUCUGAUGAACAAACAGUUCCGUAACUGCAUGCUGGCAACAAUUGGAAUGGGUGGCAUGGUUGAGGAUGAGACCUCAGUGUCAACAAGCAAGACGGAAGUCUCCACUGCAGCUUAAUGAUUACAGCUACAUAUCUUCAGACAACCUCCUUCCUUAUGUUUUCCUAAUUCUGCGUGUUACGGACAUGGAAAUAAAGAAAUGGAUUCAAGGCAAACUUUGCUGCAACAAAAGGACUUUAAUUUCUGAAUACUGGCCUGUGACGUUUUGCUGCACACAUUUAUGAGUAUAUAAAAAUGAUUAAAAAAACAACAAAAACAAAUAAAUAA
Molecule: messenger RNA, 1324 nt
Organism: Poecilia reticulata (guppy)
Lineage: Eukaryota; Metazoa; Chordata; Actinopteri; Cyprinodontiformes; Poeciliidae
Product: green-sensitive opsin
Biological process (GO): G protein-coupled receptor signaling pathway; visual perception; phototransduction
Cellular component (GO): membrane
Molecular function (GO): G protein-coupled receptor activity
Source: RefSeq, marked provisional